AUGGUAUCUGCUGGACAGUCAACUCAUCAGGGCAUUCGCAAACCAGGAGAUUUGUCAUCUGAUUUGACACUAGCUUCCUUCUCCAGGACAGAGGAGCUCCAUCUGAGAAGGGGUGUUUUUCAGGACCCCAUCCUCACUGAGUAUGACGGGCUUAUGUUGAAUGUGAAUGUGAAAAGCAGCACUGGCUUCAUUGUUUAUGAAAUGCUGGUGUUCAGUGUCCUAAAGGAAGCCAAGAGGACACAGCAAGAUCACAAACCUGAGGGAGAAUUUACAUUUGAGGUGAGUCUUGUGGAAAAUUACAGUGUGCGUAGAGUGACAGUGGGCCUGGGGCAGUGCUGGAGUGGUAUAAAAGCGGGCCCAACUCCUCUCUCAGUCAUUCGCUUCUCUUGCCUCCAUCUCCCAGGGAACGAGGUGCCCCUCCAGACACAAGACAUGUCCUGCUACGACCAGUGCGUGCCACGCCUGCCCUGCCAGCCCUGCGGCCCCACCCCUCUGGGCAGCAGCUGCAACGAGCCCUGCGUCAGGCAGUGCCAGGACUCCAACGUCUUCAUCCAGCCCUCUCCCGUGGUGGUGACCCUGCCCGGACCCAUCCUCAGCUCCUUCCCGCAGAACACCGCCGUGGGAUCCUCCACCUCCGCUGCCGUUGGCAGCAUCCUCAGCUCUGAGGGCGUGCCCAUCUCCUCUGGAGGCUUUGGCCUCUCUGGCAUUGGCAGCCGCUUCAGUGGCAGGCGGUUCUUCCCCUGCUAA
Messenger RNA from Lagopus muta (rock ptarmigan), 747 nucleotides. RefSeq lists its product as uncharacterized. Lineage: Eukaryota; Metazoa; Chordata; Aves; Galliformes; Phasianidae. Gene Ontology annotation, cellular component: intermediate filament. The record is from RefSeq and is a predicted model, not a curated record. Gene Ontology annotation, molecular function: structural constituent of cytoskeleton. The coding region runs from base 1 to 747 and encodes 248 amino acids. The transcript has 3 exons.